This is a messenger RNA of Ostrea edulis (European flat oyster), 2182 nucleotides long. RefSeq lists its product as uncharacterized. The coding region runs from base 190 to 1146 and encodes 318 amino acids. The transcript is spliced from 9 exons. The record is from RefSeq and is a predicted model, not a curated record. Lineage: Eukaryota; Metazoa; Mollusca; Bivalvia; Ostreida; Ostreidae.
ACCGUGGUUCACUGAGAAGGACACAUUGACAGACGGAAAAUAGAAUACCAAAGUAACUCGAUAUUUUAGAAAUAUAUGUGGCAGGAACAUGGUUCGGAGAAUAUUCACGCAAUGGUUUGGAUAGUUAUUUAAUGUUGUGCAUUAACAAUGAAUCUAAAUAAGCUGAUGACGUGAAAGCAAUAGACGGCUAUGAGUGGCAUUGUUGAGUCCUGUCCUGCGAAUUCUACAGAAAUUACCAAAGCGUCCUCCAAUCUGAACUGUAGCCGGGAUAAGUAUGGAAAUGACCAGUACAUUUGUGUCCCUAACGUUAAUAAGACUGCCCUCGUGGAGUUCUGUAAUAAUGGGAUCAUGGGUAUUGUUGAAAAGGGUAAUUGUUUGGAAGUCAGCGAAGGAGAACUUGUUAAAAGAAGUUGUACAGGGUUUGUUGAAGGUUGUCCAGAGAUACAUUACGGUAGAAAUGAAAUAUACAGAUAUCCUGCCUGUCAGAGAAUCAACACAGACUACAAAUGUUAUCUUGCUGACCCGUCUUGUCCAAAUAAAACACGACAGUUCACUACAGAGGACACGUGGGGAAGCUCUACAGCAAGCUUCAUGACGUCCUUUGAAUUCUCUAACACAACAGAGAAAGGUGUCUAUACAACACUACCUACUAACGCCGGAUCUGUUGGGGCGAUUGUUGGAGGACUGGUAGCUGGUGUCGUCAUCAUUGGAAUUGGAAUUGUCUUAACAGUAAUAGGAUUUAUUGUCUGGAAAAGGAGAAAGAAACAGAGAAAGAAACAGAGGAGAACAGGCAAUACAGAGGAGGCAGAGGUGGAGUUGUUAGCUGAGACAGAAAAUACGCAGCCACCAGAGAGACGUCAUUCAAGACCGUCUGAUGACGACAUUGGAGAAAGACAAAAUCUUGCAAACUUACAAAAUGAAAGUGGAUCGCUCGUCAACAAUGCUGCAGGUGUUUCUGAAUUUACACUUACAGAUGAGGUAUCUGAUGGCACACCACUUACAAUACAUGCUAAGACUGAGACGGAAACUGACACACUGGUGUAUGACGUUAUCCCUGUGUCCGAGUGGGAGGAAGGAAAGAUUCUGAUUUAUUUGACAGCAAACUGUACCUACCAUGUCAGUUUCUCCAUAAAUACGUGCUAUUAGAUUAGCAUAAUUUUUGUUGGAAAUCAAUCUAUUUCCCUCCCAUUAUCAUUUUUGUCGUUUUUAUGCCCCGUCAUGGAUAUGACCGGAAUGUUGAGUGUAAGUCAUGCCCUUCUUCCAUCUUUCCAUUCCUCCGUCCUCCCGUCUGUCCUUCCGUGUCACGUUGUGUUUAGCUCGUUUCAAAGAAACUAUUCAAAAUAUCUUUAUCAUGUCUUAUCUGCUGAUGCAUAUUGGAGGCAUCUAUUCAACUGUAUCGAUAUUUGUUUUACCUUAACAAUUUCUUUGACCUCACUUUCCCUUAUUUGGUGUUUAGCUCAGUUUCAUAUCAAAUAUUAAUACUAUUUUAAGUGUAUAUUGACCGGGAUCAAUUUGUGUAAUUCACAUGUUUAUUUGCUCAUUUGCAAACUAUCCAUUAGUAAACGAAUGUUUGUAUAUUUUGGUCUAUUACGUCAUUUUGUUUAAACGUGGUUUAUUACGUCACUUGUGUUGAUCAUGGUGAUAAAUGACAUGUUUACUUAAAACGUGGUGUGCUAAAUCAUUAGACAUUUCAAUGAUUAUCCAGUAACAAUAACUGAGCUACGGAAUACAAGAAGGUUUGCUCAUAUAUGGGUUUUUCUACUUCCAAACUGCGGAAUAUAAAUAUAUUUUUCUGAAAACUAUUUCGCUGAUACAUAUUAGUAGUAGCUGUUCAACUGUAGCAUUACGUGUUGACAUCGAUCUUCGCUGUGAUAUUCACCUCAAUAUUCCCUAUUUGAUGGUUACCUCAGUUUCAAAGCAAUUAUUGAAGAUGUGUUGCCCUUUUCUGAGUACCAUCGUGUCACACAUAUGCAUAUGUAUAUGAAAGGUGAAGAUAACAAACUGAUCAAUCUCAUAACUCCGAUAAGCAAUACAAAAUUGAUAAUUGGGCAAACGCGGACCACUGGGCACACCAGAGGAGUAAGCAUCCCCUAUACAAAUUUCAUGUGAACAUAAAUUGCUUUUUUGUUCUUUUUUAAAAAGUAAUUUUGAGUAAUGAUAACUUUUUCUAUUGAUACCUAGG